Messenger RNA from Micropterus salmoides (largemouth bass), 2201 nucleotides. It is a transcript of the gene mvda, whose product is annotated as mevalonate (diphospho) decarboxylase a. The record is from RefSeq and is a predicted model, not a curated record. Lineage: Eukaryota; Metazoa; Chordata; Actinopteri; Centrarchiformes; Centrarchidae. Gene Ontology annotation, molecular function: diphosphomevalonate decarboxylase activity; ATP binding. Gene Ontology annotation, cellular component: cytosol. Gene Ontology annotation, biological process: isoprenoid biosynthetic process; isopentenyl diphosphate biosynthetic process, mevalonate pathway.
GUCAUCAAAUAUGUUGUGAAUAACAAGUAUAACUGUUAAAUAAAUGUAUUGGAGCCAUAAGUACGAUUUGCCUCUGGCGUGUAACUUAGUGGGAUUUGGAAAGAAUGGAAAUAUUCAGUACCUCAAAUUUGUACAUAAGUACAGUACUUUUCAACACUAUCACACUAUUUUUUUUCCACUUGUACUUACCUUAAUACAGCUUUAGAUAUACAGUUAGAUUAGUAUACAAAUUCUGUAUAGAUUUGAAUCAACGCUACCCCAACAAACAGAGAGGUACGCAGAGCUCAAGUCCUGCUGUGGGAGGGUCUCUGUUCUUACACCAUUUUCGCACGACUGUGGUCAGAUGAUCUGUCAUUGGCUACUCCGGCUGCUUCGUGAAAACUGCGCGGCUCUGAUUGGUGGCGGGGUUUGCCACAUGCUCAACACCAGCCAAUCGAGAGAGACCUCGAGGUAAAGUACGGUUGAGUUGGAAGGUUGACUAUAGUUAGCUUAAACGUUACCUGCUAAACACGGGAGGAGCCUCGUACAGUGUGUUUCAGGAUAUUAAGGCACAGUUUUAUCAAUGCAAUCAUCGGUUAACAUAUACAGCUAUGCCUGAGGAUAGUAUGGACAAGCCCAACAUAGUUACAUGUACUGCUCCGGUGAACAUAGCUGUCAUCAAAUACUGGGGCAAGAGAAAUGAAGAAUUAAUUCUACCCAUUAACUCAUCUCUGAGCGUUACUUUGCAUCAAGACCAGCUUAAAACAACAACAACAGUUGCAACCAGCAGAUCAUUUCAGGAAGACCGAAUAUGGCUCAAUGGUAAAGAGGAGGACAUAACCCAUCCAAGACUACAGUCCUGUCUUAGAGAAAUUCGCCGAUUAGCAAGGAAGAGACGUAAGGAUGGGGAACCCAGUUUGGAUUCAACUGGUUUGUCUCACAAAGUCCACAUCUGCUCUGUUAACAACUUCCCCACUGCUGCCGGGCUUGCCUCCUCAGCUGCUGGAUUCGCUUGUCUAGUUUACACCCUGGCCCGGGUGUUUGGCGUAGAGGGGGAGUUGUCUGAGAUUGCUCGACAAGGCUCAGGUAGCGCUUGCCGGAGUAUGUAUGGAGGAUUUGUCCAGUGGAUCAUGGGAAAGAAAGAUGACGGCAAGGACAGUGUAGCCCAGCAGGUGGAGCCAGAGACCCAUUGGCCUGAGCUCAGAAUCCUUGUACUAGUGGCCAGUGCAGAGAGGAAGCCAGUGGGCAGCACCUCUGGUAUGCAAACCAGUGUACAAACAAGCUGUCUUUUAAAGCACCGAGCUGCGUCUGUCGCCCCAGGCCGGAUGGUAAAGAUGAUUGAAGCGGUGCGGAGAAAGGACUUUGCUGCAUUUGCUGAACUAACCAUGAAGGACAGUAACCAGUUCCAUGCCACCUGCCUUGAUACGUACCCUCCCAUCUUCUACCUCAACAGUGUGUCUCAACAGGUUAUCAAUUUGGUGCAUCGGUAUAAUUCACACUACGGGGAGACAAGGUUGGCCUACACAUUUGAUGCAGGACCCAACGCUGUGAUCUUCACUCUACAGCAGCAUGUUCCUGAGUUUGUUCAGGUGGUUCAACAUUUCUUCCCCCCAGAGACCAACGGAGGACAGUUUAUUAAGGGCCUUCCAGUCAACUCUGCUGCUCUAACUGAGGAGCUGAAACAGGCUAUUGGUCUAGAGCCCAUGCCAAAGGGAAUAAGCUACAUUAUUAGUACCAAGGCUGGACCAGGCCCUUGUGUUGUGGAGGAUCCCACUCAGCAUCUACUUGGAUCUAAUGGGUUGCCGAAGAAAACUGAGUGAUGCCACGCAGCCCUAAUUGGACAAAGUUCCUCUGAGCAAUAAUGAAGCCAAUUCAGGAGAGAUGAAUCAUCAUUAAUCAUUAUGUAACUAGGUUUUUACAAAUCACAGCAACACCAGUCACCUCCCUUAACAUUGUGGACGCUAAAAUGUCUUCUUUAAUUAUCAAACUGUAGUGGUGUGUUUCUCCCCAUCUCUUUUUCACUCAUUAUUCCUGUAUGAUCCUGUAUAGCGCUCUUGAUUUCUCAGUAUCUCCAUAUAGAUACUGUUUCAGAGGUAAAUGACUAACAGGACUUUAAUUGUUUUUAUUUUCAUCUUGUGAAAACACAGUUUCAGCCCUACAGUACAUAUUGGAGUUAUGUCAAUGUCUCUAACAAUAAAUAAAAUAUAUUUUAGUCAAUAUAA